Messenger RNA from Ostrea edulis (European flat oyster), 16259 nucleotides. Its product is annotated as centromere protein F-like. The record is from RefSeq and is a predicted model, not a curated record. The transcript has 6 exons. The coding region runs from base 17 to 13057 and encodes 4346 amino acids. Lineage: Eukaryota; Metazoa; Mollusca; Bivalvia; Ostreida; Ostreidae.
CCAGAGUGAGGCUUCGAUGUCAAGUUCCGGGGAUGUGUCCUUGUCAGAUAGUGACCCUGGCACCACAGACACAGAACGUGACGACACUCGGACCUUGUUGAAGACACGGUCAGCGCUCUACACAGCAUACUCCAGGAUAGAGGAGCUGGAGGAAAGCCUGACCGGGAAACAGCUGGCUCUGGACAAGGUCAUCUCAGAAAAUGACCAGUUACAGCGAAAACUACAGGAGUCUAAGUUGACUGACAUGGAUUCUGCCUUGAGGAAGAGAGAGGACCUGAUAGUCCAGUUGUCUUCUGCUCUACAGACCGUGACCAGCCAACCACCGAGUGAUGUCAUAGCUGUGGAAUUGACACAGGAAGUGCAGAAUCUGAAGGCUCAACUUGUAAAUGCUGGCAAGCUGCUGGAGGCUCAAUCUGAGAAAUACAAGUCGACUACGCAAACAUUGCAGGAGGCCAAGGCUGAGAUCGCAGUACUUCAGAGAAAUCUCAAAGAAAGGGACAGUGAUCGCAAGGUCACAGGCUCACCAGGAGCCAAUCAAGAAUCUCCCUUACAACAAUCAUCGACUGUCAGUGACGAGAUAAUUUCACAAUUACAGCAGGAACUUCAGGAAGCCAAGGCAAAUGUAUCAUCCUUAGAGGCAAAGAGCAGGGAACCAGGCACAGGAAGUGAGGAGGGGACCAAUCAAAUUCAGAUUCAGCUGGAUGCUUUACAGGAAGUGCUUGAGCGUAAGGACAAUGAAAUUGUGGAAUUGCAAUCCUGCGUGUCGCGUAGUGAGAGUGAUUGUGAUAAACUAAGACUCUGUGUAAAACAAUUAGAAACCAGGCUAACUGAAGCAGACGAUGUCAAGGAAAAAAAUGAAGCAUUGAAAACUGAUGUCGAAAAUGUGAAUGAAAUGAAUCUGAAAGAGAUUGAGAGAUUAAGAAAAAAUAAUGCAGCAUUGGAGGAGAGUGUGAAAACUUUGAAUGAGAACACAAAAGAAUUUGAUCUUCUGAAAACUGAAAAUCAGAAACUGACACUGAAAGUUAGUGACCUAGAAGAAAAUAUGAAAGAGACUGAGGAAUUGAAAGUGAAAGUUGAAAUUCUGGAAGAGAAAGUGAAACUAACAGAAGAAAUGUCAGCUGGUGAGAGUGGGGAGUUAGAUCUUCUGAAGGCAGAUUACGAACUUUUAACCGACACGCUAAAUUUGAAAAAUGAGAGAAUUCGUGAAUUGGAGGUGGAGGUGGUGGAAGGGAAACAUGAAAUUGAGAUUGACCUCCUGCGUGGAGACAACGAGAGGCUGUCAGAGGAAGUAGAAAAUCUGGAAGAAAAGCUGGAGAUUUGUGAGAAAAAUAUCGCAGAGAAAGGGAGACGUUUGGAAUCCUUUAGUAUGAAGAGAGACGAACUCCUUAACAGCCUCGGUGAAAAAGAUACGAAAAUUUUUAUGUUUGAGACCAGCAUUGCUGAGCUUCAGCGUGAAAAAGAACAGCAGGCUUUGGAGUUGGACCAGUUGAAUGAAGAUUUGGAAAAUGCGUUGUCGAAAUGUAAACGCACUGAUGAUCUUGAAGUUCAGUUAGAAACGCUGGUGUCUCAGUUAAAUGGAUUGCAACAGGAAUGUCAGUGUUACAGAAUUCAGAAUGAUGAACUGAAAAACCGAAUUAAUGUGCAACAGGAUUUAUAUCUCAGGCAACAGUACCAGAUCGAAGUGGCAGGGAGUGAAAAAGAACAGCUGCAGAAGGAGAAUCUCAAGCUGGGGAGUGAGAGGGAAGAGCUAGUGCAAGAGAUACAGAGAUUGAAGUCUGCCAGAACGGAAAAAUCGGCAGAAAAUGAUGAAAUGGAAAAAACAGCUAUGCAGGAACCGGUGUCGAACGUGAAGAACCUCGAAUCGGAGAUCCAUUGUCUGAAAGAAGAGAACUUAUCCUUCAAGGUCAAAGUUCAGUCUUUGGAGGAACAGAUUCUUGGUCUGCAGAAGGAUCUGGAAAAUUCCCAGGAGGAGAAGUCAUUAGAAAUUGAUAAGAUUCAAGACAUGUAUAAACAGGAACUACUGGACAAAGAUGAUGUGAUCAAAACAUUACAGAAUGAAAAUGACAUCUACAAAGAAAAGCUUGGCAAGCUGAGCACGCCACCAGAAGAAUGGGAAACUGGAAACGACGGCGACGAGUCUAUCACAGAAUUCAUGAUGGAGUGUGUGGUGGAAGACCUCCUGUGUCAAAGUGAGGUCAUGGCUGAAAAAGAGGCUGAAAGUCUGAAAGCAUUUACAGCUGAAGAUGAUAGAAAGAGAAAUGAACAUGUCAGAGAUGAGAUUGUUCAGGAGGAGUUCAUUUCAGCUAGCCCUGUGAAUGUUUCUUUGUCCAGCGUGGGGACUGGUGAAUCCGAUGAAGUGGACCAUCAAGAUGGUACUGCAUCAAAACAACAUAUCGCAUGCAACAUUUCGGAAUAUGAAGAGGAUAUUCCCAAACUCAGUGAAACUACUCACACAGAUGAGGCUCAGUCUCAUCAAUCUGUGUUAUUGGAAAUUGAAUCCAUUGGAGAACAAAAUUCUCAAGAGGAAUGUGACGUUAGAUCUGUGUUGAAUUUAGACUCUGAUGUUUCUUUGGAUUCUGCAAACUUCCUGAAAAUUUUGAGAACUUUACAAAAUCAAAAAUGUCUCCUCGUUGAAAAAUUGGAACAGACGGAAGCUGAAAGGGACAAACUUCUACAACGAAUUCAGCCAACCGGGGACAUUUCUGAGGACAGUCUUGAUUUGAAUGACUCUAUUGACGAGGAUAAUUUCGAAGAAUCUCAUGCAGAAUCUGGGAGUAAAGAAAUUCAAGGAUUUACUGAUAUAAAGGAAGUGGAAGACAUGUUAUAUGUGGAAACUGAGAUGACGGAUUUUGAUCCGAAUCAAAGAGACAUAACUUUAUUACCAGACAGUGUGAAAUCCACAGCUACUGUAGUGAAAUCCGCAGCUACCGUAGAAAGACAUUCAAACCAGGGGACAGUCCAAAAUCUUGACCCAGCAGACGGCGAAAAAUUGGCAGCAGACGGAGAAAAAUCGGCAGCAGGCGACAUUCAACUGGCAACUGAAGACAUUAAGGUGAGCCCGUGCAUGCUUUCAUCCAGUGGUGCAGCUUCUUCUGUUCUUGUUGAUGAAUUAACUAAUUCUGUUCCUUCUGUUGAGAAUGUUUCUGUUCACACUAAGCCUGUUGUUUCUGUUGAGACCGCUAGUGAUGAGGUGUAUAAAAAUUUCACAACUGAUGGUGAGACGGAAGAUUUAACUGUGAAUGUACAAGGCUGUAAUGAUCCGGAAACUCUGAAAGAUCCAAAGACAGAUGAUUUAAGUGUGAAGUUGGAGGGGGAAUUAUCAGUGUUAGUUUUGGCGAAUGAAACGCUCCAGAAAAACUUAGAAUUAGUGAUGGAGGAGUUAGAUGGGAAGAGUCGUGAGUGUGAUGACAUUCAGAGUAAAUUUAAGCAUGUAUCAAAUCAAUUCGAUGUGUUCAAAGCAAGUUUUUCUGAUGUGACAAUUAAGAAUGAGAACUUAGAAUAUGAUAAUGAAGAACUAAAUGAAAAGUUACAAAAUUUACAGAAAGAAUUAACGGAUGUAAAACAUGACUAUUUGAAUUUACAAGAUCAUUAUGAUAUGGUAGGUGAUGAAAACCACACAUUGAGAAAUGAACACGAUCAGCUGACUCAGAAAUACGAAGCUGUCGUCUCAGAAAAUGUCAGCUUGUUGCAGAGUCUGUCAGAUUCGGAAGUGAAUGGAUCGAAGGUCUUAAAAGAAAGCGAAGAAAUUGUGAAAAAACUUAAAGAUGCGGAAGUCGAGAAUUCGCAACUGAAUCAGGAGCUUAGUCAGUUAAAAGUGCAAAAUUCGCUCCUAGAGGCAGAAAUUGAUGAACUUCAUAAGAAAUUAGAUAAAUUAAAUUCCGACUGCGACAGCUUACUCGUAGAGAAAAGUGAGUUUACAGAAAAUCACAGGAAACUUGUGAAUGAAAUGAAAAUUAUUGAGAAAGAGAAAUUAGAGGGCUUGAAGAAUUUUCAAAAUCUGCAACAAAAAUAUCAAGAAGAGAAACAGAGACAGGAAGAUUUAAGGACUGGUAAAAUUGCAGAGUUGGAAUCAUGUAUUGACGAACUCGGGGGCCAAAACAGAAUAUUAACGUUCAACAAUCAAAAUGCCGAAACAAAAAUCGUCAAGCUAAUGGAAAAAGCUGACGAAGACAGAAAAAGACAGGAAGAAGAGAUUUUUAAGAAAAAUGAGGAAAUUCUGAAGAUCAAUGAAGAGCAGAGGAGUUUACAGUCAUGUGUGAAAGACAAGGAUUCGGAGCUUCAUCAGAUUAGAGGAAUACUACAAGACACUGAAAAGAGAAAUUGUCAACUUAAUAAAGACCUAGAAAACUUAAAAAUAAAAACCGAAGAAUUAAAAAAUCAAAUUGUUCUUUUGGAAGAGAAGCUCAGAUCCAGAGAUAAGGAUGUGGAAGCAGUUCAGAAACAAUUCGAGGAUUUAACAGGCGUGAUGAAAAGUGUACGGAGUGAAAAUGAGGAAUUAAAGCGUGAACGUGUGGAGUUGGUGGAAAAGUGUGCAGUCGAACAGAAAGAGAGGGAAAUAGCAGCAAGGGACUCUCAGAAUCUCGUGGAAAUUCUGAAAGAGAAGGAGAGUCUGUUGGAGGAGAUGACAUUGGACUGCGACACUGUGAGGAGAGAGGUGUGUGAACAAAAGGAAGAAAUGAGAAAAAUUUCAGAGGACAGGGUUUACUUGAAAUCAGCAUUGGAGGAACAGGUGCAAAAGAAAGAAAUUGAAAUGAGGAAUUUGACAGCUCUUCAUGAAAACAAAUUGGAAAUGGAAUGUGGUUUGAAAAACUCUGAAAUUGAGAGACUCACUUUGAAAUUGAAUGAAGCACAGUGUUAUAGUGAGGAACAGAGAGAAAAAUAUGAGAUGGAAUUUUUGCAAAAGAAGGAAGAGAUUCAAAGAAUUCAUAAAGAUUUUAAAGAAAAGGCAGCGAGAGGAGAGCUUCACGUAGAAGAACUUCAACACACCAUUUCUGAAUUGGAAAUAAAAAUUGAAAAUGUCAGAUCUGAACACAAGGAGAUGAAAACUACUGAAGACAGAGAAAUAUGUGAUCUUGUUCAGAAAGUCAGGAACCAGGAAACUCAAAAUAAGGCUCUGCAAGAGGAAGUUUCCUCACUGGAGGAAAUUAAUUCAGAAAUGGUAAGAAAAGUAAAGGAACUUGAUCAGGAAUGUCAAAGGUUAAAAACGGAACUACGCAGAGAAGUGGAAUCAAGGGUGAGAGAGAAGCACCUGCAGAUCGAACAAUUGAAGGGAGACAUUGGGGAGUUGAGAGGUAGCAUUGGUACCGACCAACCACAACAGGAGCUGGAAGAAACUUCCGUGUUAGCAUCUCUGGGUAAACUGGAGACCGCUCUGUCCAAAAUCACAGCGAACAUGACAGUACCAACUGAGCUGUCGGAACGAGAACUGGUGGUGAGUGAAGUACCGUUGGAGGAACAUACCACUGGGGACACCUGCAGACAGACAGUUGACAAGGAGGAUGGGUGUGAACAAACAGGAGUGUCUGUAGUGGUUGAGAAUCUUGAAUUGAAGAAGACUGUGGAGACUUUGAAAGUCAAAGUUCAAGAACUAGAAAAAGACAAAAAUUAUUUCAGAUCUUGCCUCAAGGUGGCUGUUAAAGGUACUAGUAAAGAAGAGGAGGAGAAUUUGGAAGCAGUGAUGGAAGAAAAUAGUCAUCUGAUGGAGGAAAAUCAAGCAUUAACUGAAGAAUUACAGAAACUGAGGAAUGGAGCAGAAACACUGGACAAGGAUAAAACUGGUACAAAAGAUAAACUUCAGGAGAAAGUAAAUGUUUUGUCCUCGGAAAACUUCAAACUUCGACAAUAUUUCUCAGACCUACAGGAAGAGGUCAACAGAGGUCAGAAUCAGAUAGUACAGGUGACUUCAUUGUUUCAGCAGUCUGUGUUGGCUAAUGAGGGGUUAAAAAAUGAAAUUAUGUCCUUGAAAGAUGAACUGGAGUCGAUUGCUGUGUCUCGAGAGAGUGUGGAUGAGGCAUUAUUGAAUGUGGAGCAGAAAAUAUCACUGAAAGAGAGGCAGUUGCAUAUUUCCACCCAGGAAAGUGGAGAUGAUAAAGAGAGUGUUGAUACUUUGUCAAGUAUGGAAAACAAAAUAUCCCAACCAGAGGAGGAGGAUGAAAGUUCAGAGAACUGUAACACAUUAGGUCAGAGUGGAGAAAUUGAUAAGCUGAGCGAGACUUUAGUGUCACUAACCAUUUCUAACUCAGUGAAUAUCGUUUUAAAAGAAGAAACUGAAAAAUUACACUGUCACUUGGUUGAGAAAGAAAAAGACUUAGAAGAGCUCUCGCGGAGAUGCCAGGAAAGCGAGGAUGAAAAAAUUGUUGCACAAAAGAGAAUUGAAAUGUUGGAAGAAGAGCUGGAAAAUGCCCAAAAGAUUGCCUCUCUCUGUGAGAUGAGUCAGAACGAACAGAAACAUCAUAUACACGAACUGGAGGAGAAUUUGAAGGUCAUAGCUACCGAGAACCUGGAAAUGAGAAACGAAAGAGAAACAAUUAUUCAAGAGGUCAAAGUUCACAGGGAUAUCACAACAGAAAUGAGAGAUUCGGUGGAAAGAAGCCGACAUGAUGUGUGCGAUAUUCGUAAAGAACAGUCAGAGUUUAAAUUAAAGAUGGACGAAAUUAUUGUGGAGAAAGACAGAUUGUCCAGGGACCUGGCCAAAAGAGUUUCUGAGAAUAAGGAACUGAGGUCAAAGGUUGCCGCCUUGUGUGACGAAAAUGAUCAGUUAAAACAAUCUCUCGAAAAGUUUGAAGAAGUGAAAGCUGAGCGAGGCAAGCUGAUUUCCAUCCAGGAGAAGCUGUUGGAGGACUUAACUGAAAUGGAGGGACGGUACGAGACAGUUCACAACCUGAUGGAAGAGACGAAACAAGAGUGCAACAACGAAAUGGAAAAACUACGUCAGCAGCUUGGGUCUGUAAAUAGGGAUGUGGGGAGUUUGAAAUUAUCGAUUGAUGUUCUUCAAUCGGAACUCCAGUCUGCCCAGGAGCAAAAGGAGCACCUCAUCACCAGUCUGGAAGAGAAGAAUGACUUAUUGGUGUUCACCGAAAAGGAGAGACAGAAGGAAGUAAACGAUAAGUUUAACAAGGAACUGCAGAACCAGAGGAAGGCUGGUGGUGGAUCCGACAGUGGUGUGUUUCAGAGACUGGACAGUGAAGAGCCCAGGGAAUCAAUAAAUCAACAGAGCAAAAAUGAUCACAGCACUGGAAGGGAUUUUGUCGUGGAGCAGGGGUUUGGCAGUGAUUCGUACAACUUACACAAUGAAACUAUUGCAGAAGAGCAGAAGGGAAUCCAAAAUUUUGAGACUGAAGGCACUUUGUCCCCAAGUUAUGCUAGGAAUGACAGUGGAGGAGGUAAUGGAGACGAACUGGAAACUGUUGCACAACAACAAAGAGGAAAUGAAGAAGAGGUGUUGAGUGAAAGGUUUGUGGUGGAAGAGUUGGAUGCAGCCAUCACAGCUGUAGGUGUGGAGACUGAGAGAGCUGGGGAGCUGCAGACUCUGUCUGAAACAGGCCCUGAAGAACGCGGUGAAAUGGAGACAGAAGACGCCAAGGAAGAAAGGGAAAAAAUACGAGAAGAAUUAAAAGAAGAGUAUGAACAGAGAAUUGAGGGAGUGAAGUAUGAGAUGGAAGAACGACUGGAAAUGUCACUCAAAGAGAGGGAAUUUGAACUUCUGGGAAAAUUUGACAUGGAGAAAAAAGAGUUGAUUAAGCAGAUGGAACAUGCAGUUAGUCAGAAAAUAAAGUCAGUUAAAGCGGAGAAGCAUAAAGAGUUUGUGGAAGCCAUGCAGAGAGUGAGAAAGGACCAGGGACGAAAACUUCGUGCAGAGGUUGAGAAACAAAAAACGAGGAUACGGGAAAAGUUCCAGAAACCUCUCAAGGAGAUAUGUGAAGAAAGAGACAGACUUCUGAGUGAAAUUCGUCAACUGAAACGAGAGACACGUCAGACUCCGGCGGGGGACGAUUCAGUCUUCACAGAACAGGACGAAAUCCUCGUCCAGACACCUGCUUAUCACUCCUCCAUGUUUAUAUUUGAAGAAGUCGCGCUGCAGUCUUCUUUUGACCUUGAUUUUGACCUUGACCCAGGUCAGGAGUGGCCUUGCAGGAAAUCAGAGUGUCAAAAACUGCAUCAAAGUUUCAAGGAUUUGUUGGACCGGACGGAGACUUGCAGUUUCAGCGCUCCAGGAAGUGGUCGAUCAGAUGGGACAGGUGGAGGUGUAUGUGUUGAACAAGGAUUUAAACCUGAAGUUAUUGAGACCAUCGCUAGCUCAGGUACUGAGGGAUUUUCAGACCAAACACUGAGCACCAGGCUGGACGGAUUUCGAAGCGGAAAGUUUGAAGUGGUGAAGAAAAGAAGUAUAACUCAACAAGGAAUAGAAAGCUCCGGCUCGGGGAAUGCUAUUGAGGAAUCUCAAUGCGAGAUUAAACAAGGCUUUCAACCGGAACUCGAUGAAGAAAUAAAAAGCUCGGGACUGGGGAUUGCUAGAAAGGAAUCUCAAAGCGAGAUUAAACAAGGCUUUCAACCCGAACUUGAUCAAGAAAUAGAAAGCUCGGGCUUGGGGAUUGGUAGAAAGGAAUCUCAGAGUGAGAUUAUGCAAGGAUUUCAACCAGAACUUGGUCAAGAAAUAGAAAACAAGAGUUUGGUGAAUCCUCGAGAAGAAGUUCAAAGUGAGAUUAAACAAGGCUUUCAACCGGAAUUUGGUCAUGAACUGGAAGGAACAUUUUUCUCUCAGUUCAAUGAUAAUGGGGAAGUGGAGCAAGGUUUUAACCCGGAAGAUGCUGAAUAUUUUAAAGAUAUACAUGAUGAAGAUCUACAAGCCAGUAGAUUGAGUCUAAAUUUAGAACCAAGUUGGGUGGAAAGGAAUGUUCACCGAUCGUUCUCUGAGGAGCCACCGCAGUUUUCACCUGAAGUGAGAAAAGUAAACGUUUUCCCUUCAUCUGCCCCAGUACAUCAUUUCCUGACAGAGACAAGUGAGGGGUUCAUACCAACUAAAGUCCCACUGGAGCAAGACCCACCAAUCAAUCAAGACUUCGUGGAAUGCGUAGCAGCAGAGCUGUCCGAAAUCGACAGAGUGCAGCUGGAAAAACUCGUGAAAGCCAAGGAAUCUGAGGUGCUUUUCUUAGAAAAUAAAAUAAAAUUAUUGAUGGUUGAAUUUUCGAAGGAGAAAUCUGAACUGCUGGAGAAGUGUCAGACAUUGAACACACAAAUGGAAAAUGAGAUUCUGCUUCGUCAAGGACUUGAACAGGAGCUGAACAGCCUGGUGGAAGACAUUUCUUCCGCUGGUCCGAAAAUCCAAAGUAGACAGAAGUCAUUUUCAACAUCAUCAGAAUAUGAAGAGGAUGAUGUUGAUGGAUUGGAAAAAAGGAAAGAUGACUCCAUUUCCAUAUCAGCCAAUGAGCUCAUGGAAAACAAGAUCAAAGGAUUAAACUUUUUGUAUGAGAAAGAAAAGCAGCUCCGGGAAGCUGUUGAGUUGGAAUGUAAAACCGAGAAGUUGUACAGGAAGGACUUGGAGCAGGAAUUAAAAUCUGCGAGAGAGGGGACAAAAUCUCUGCUGAGUGCGAGUUUAUCUGGGAGAAAUAGUAACAAGAAACCUUUUACACAGAGACAGUUCUCGUAUGAAGCGGAGGAUGUGGGCCAGCGAUCAGGAGAUACCUGGAUGGCACUGAAAUUGUUUUCUAAUCAGCAUUACAAGGAGAUGGAAAACAGGCUGAACCAGCUGGAAUUUCAGAACACGUUCUUAACAGAGAAAAUCCGGAUUGUGGAGAGUUUGAACAAUGGUGAGCGAAAAGCCCUGGUAGAAAAAAUCAGAAAGCUGGAGAGUGAGUUGAGUGAACUUCGACAGGGUUCUGUGUUCCUGGUGGAAGAGGAAGAGGAGGUGGUUGUAGAGGGAGACAUGGAUGGGAGCUACAGUGUUCCACAUUUCCUGGCGAGAGAAGGAGCACGGUUGACAAUCGAAAUGGACACAGAAAAAAGCCCACUAGUUGCUGAUAUGGAUGAGCAGCAUGUGGUUGAUGAAGAAAAAGAAAAGGCGGGUGAAAAAAUGGAAAUGUCAUCAUCAGUUGAUGUUAAGGAUCAGUCAGUAGCUGAAGAUACAGAGAAGAUUGCUGACGAUAUUGCAGAUGAUCUGAAAGAAAGAAAACAGGCAAGUGAAACAGAAGGAGAAAUGAUAGGAAAUGUUGGAAAUCAGUCAAAGAUGGAAGAGCUGGAGGCCAGCAUCUGUAAGCUUACAGAAACAUUAUCAAGCUGUCAGGAAGAAAUGGAUGUACUCAGAAGAGACAAUCUCUCACUACAGCUUGAAAUGAAAGGGAAGGACGAUUUUAUAGAACAUGUUGAAAGCAGGACGAAGGACCUGAUCUCUCAAUUGAAUACUGAAGUAGAAGAGAAUGAAAGAAAUAAACAGAAAGUCCAAGAAAUAAGUGAUCAAUGUGAAAGUAAAGAAAAAGACCUAAAAGAAUUGAUGGAAAAGGCUGGAGCACUCAGAGACAGUUUGGCUGAGGAGAGACUGGUGUGCGAGACCUUACAAUCUGAAAUCAAGGAACUACAAGAAAAGCUGUCAGCAGAUGUUAACAUGAAGGAUGAAGACUGUCAAGUCGACUCAAGCAUGUUUAAUGAUGAUGGAGUGAGUGUUGAGAUGAAGUUGGGACGAAUGGAUUGUGACAGAGAUGCAUGCAGCAGAGGUACUUCAGUGGACAAUCAGACUCUGCAUACAGCGACACAAACUAAUGAGGACUUGGGUAGGGGUCAGAAAGAGAGCGAAAUGAAGGAUAUGGGAACAGACCCUGGGACUGUAGAGGUCAUAACAUCUGAUCAAGAAGCACAGACAAUUCACGUCCAAUUUAUGUAUGAGUAUAAACAAACACAGACAGAAAGCGAAGAACAUGAUCACAAUUUCGAAGUGUCGCUAGAGGAGAUGGAGUCCCUAAAAGCUAGUCUUCAGGAAAAAGAAGUCUGUAUUAAAAAACUGGAAGAGGAACUGGAUCAAAUUGAUUCAUCAGAGGUGGAGGGUUCACAAGAUUUUCAGGAUUACCGUAUCAGGAUGGAAAAAACUCUGAAGGAGAAAGAAACGUACAUCCGGAAACUAGAGGAACAUUUACUAGGCAGGCAGACUCCAGAAAGAAAUCUGAAAGCACUUGGGCAGAAGCUGCAUGUAGAGUCUCCACCACAAGUGGAUAAUGAAAGAGGAAAUAAAGAGGGAGAUGAUGGCUCCACACCGAGGGGAAAAACAGAAAAGAGAGAUCUGGUGGUCGAUAUGAGAGGGGAUAAGAUGGAAGUGAAGGGGAAAAUAGAUCCACUGCUCCCUUGGAGUUCUCCACUGGAUGACGAAUUGGAGCUGCCAUCAAAUUACAGUGGGAAGAGUAUCUCCCCUCUGGAGAUCUCCACCACAGUGACGGAGAAUUUUCCAGAAAGCGCCGACCUACUUUCUCCAUCUGGUUCCUCCGUCUAUAGUGGAAGUGCAGUGUCCACUUUCAGCGGAGGCAGCUGGGAUUGCAAUGGAGAUCGAGUAGUUUCAGGAUUAGGCCCCAAGGAAGACGGACAUAAAGCCUUAGAAAACAAACACUUUGAACUCAUUGACGAGAUUUCCGACCUGAGGAAGGAUUUAAAGGAGACUAAAUCUAUUUAUACUCAGGAAAACGCCCUUUUACAGGAGGCUCUUGAAAGAGAAAAAUGGAUGUCCAGCAAUCUCAAAUCGAAAUUAGGAAUGACUAACACAGUAGUGAACUUUGACCUUUCUGCUGAACUUGUGUCGCUCAGGCAGAAGGUGUCCAUGCUGCAGGAAACAAAUAAGAUGCUUCAAAUGGAAAAUGACAAAUGGCUGAAGAGAGUACAGGAACAGGAAAGGAUAGUGAUAGAGUUGAGAGGUCAACUGGGGUCAACUGAAGGGUCAACGGAGAAAGAUGAACUGUUCACCCAGCAGGUGGCAUUGUUACAGCUUCAGAGGCAGGAACUGAUUGAAAAAUUAAAAGAACGAGAUCUCGAAAAUAACAAGUUGUCGGGUAGUCUUGGGGAUCGGAUGAUUUUGGAAGAAAAUCUUCGACGAGAGAAAGAUCUGUUAAAAGUGAAAUUGAGUGAAAGAGAAAGCAUAGAAAAUGAACUUCAUGAAAAGAAAAUGGAGCUGCAAAGACAGAUUGGCUACCAAAGGAAACUGGAGGACAUUAUUUACCACAAGAAUCUGAUCGAAAAAGAAUUGAUGAGACAGAAGCGGCUGCUGGAGAUAGACUUCUUAGAAAUCGAAGCUAAACUUCAAGAAAAAGAAGAAUUACUUGAAAUUCAGCGGAACCAGUUACUCCGGGAAUUGAAGAUGAAAGAUCAGAUUCUGGCUCUCGGAAGCGAUGACCUUUCUGAGGCGACCUCCACGAGGUCUGAUGAGGUGUCGCGGGGACAGAGUCCCUCAGUGUCUGAGACAUCCAGUAGGUCUGGACGUCACAGUAUGGGUCAGAAUUUCUUGAGGUCAGGGGAAAAGGAAGUUGGUCGAGUCCAGGUUAUGUUAACAGACGCAGAGAAGGAACACAUAAAUGCCAUCGAGUUUCUGAAAGGGAAACUGAAGGCGGGGUCAGGACAGAAGAUCGGUAACGAUAAAUCAAUGCUUCGAUCUUGGCAUCGGAACAGCAGUGGUUCGCUGAGGACAGGGUUAGAAAGGAUGCUGUAUGAAAGGAGUGUGUCUUCUACCGGUGUCGUGCCUUCACAACGAUCAGAGUCCGUGGAAACUCUACAGAGACGUGAUACCGAUCCAGCACUACAGUCCCACCAGCAGUGCACUAGUGUUUCUCCCAGUAGUGAUACCGAUCCAGCACUACAGUCCCACCAGCAGUGGACUAGUGCUUCUCCCAGUAGUGAUACCGAUCCAGCACUACAGUCCCACCAGCAGUGGACUAGUGCUUCUCCCAGUAGUGACAAGCAAAAUAAAACUCAGGGAUCUGCAUUAAGUAAUGAUAGUAAGCUCUCAGUUAAGUCUCAACAAGGAGACACAUUACCAUCACUAGAUUCCCAACAGAAAAACAAGACUUUAGGGAGAACUAACAGCUUCUGAUGUUUAGUCCUGUGUGAAGGCUUGUGUAAAAUUGUAUUGCCUGUAUACUGUAUAGCCAUGUGAUGAAAUGUAUAGACAGAAAUAUAUGUGCCAAAUUAACCAUUGUAAAGUGGACUGAAUCUUGUAUAGAUAUUCAUGCAUAUAGAAAUCCACCUUGCCGUAUACCUGGACUUAUAUUGACAUAGUUUUGAUUAUUAUGUGACAAGGAAAUUUUUGUGUAGAGGAAAAUUGGAGAACAAAUGAUGUAUUUAACUGAGUAGAUUUUGAGUUGUUCAUAUUUCUUUUUAUUUUUGAAGUGAAUCUUAAAUAUAUUUCAUAAAUUUAAAAAGUCAAUUGUCAAAUGAAAAAAGAUCAUCCCUGAAAUUUAUUGUAAGCAACACACACAGGUUAACAGUUUGUAAACUAAUCAACAGAGAUUAUUUGAUUGACUGUAAAUGAAAAUUUCCUUGUCAUUAAUAACUUGUUCUUGCAUUGUUUUUUUUUUUGUGUCUUGCUUUCUGUUUCAUGCAUGACUUAUUUUUGGUGAAGGUCAUGCAUGGCUUAUUUUGAUGAUUGUCUGCAUGACUUAUUUUUGGUAAAGGUCUGUGACGGUUUAUUAUUGUGAUCUAUCACACAGAAAUCCAGAUUAUUAUUUAUACACGGGAUUUCUACGUUCUUGGUAUUGAGAAAACGUUGACAUGUGGAAAAUGGACAAUUUUGUCUUGUGCAAGUUCUCUCCCUUUAUUUCAAAUUUAACCAUAACAACUUGCUUUGAAUCAUGACAUUUUUUAAAAUUUAUUUAAAUGAAGAUCUCUGUCUCAUCAUUUAUCUAGCCAAUGUAUCAUAUUAUGGACCCAAUAUAUAUCCAGAAUUUUGUUUGUCAGCUGUAAAGGGAGAUAACUUGAAAACUACAGAAAAGUUGUACAUUGACUAUCUGUGCAUGGCAUUCCCAGGUUAGUUUUGUAUGCGUUUUUUAUGUAAUACAAGCGUGGAAUUUUUGUCAGCUUAUUGUUGCUAUGUUAACAAAAGUCGGCAUUUUAUCUUCGCCACAAUCCAUUUCCUGUAUGGGUGAUUGCCGGCGUGUUUGUUCUUGUUCUAUUUUUGUUCAACAAAAACAUGUAGUUAUAUGUGUCAUUUUUUGGGGGUGGGGUGGAUCAAAUAUAGACCUCAAAUUUGUACACAUAUUUUACUGAUACAACCUAGGAGUUUGUUCCAUAUUAUGUAUAUAGUGCGAUAUUCUGACCUGUAUGUGUAAAUAUAAGUACUUUUGAUGGUUCGUCUGAAUUGAGUGUUCAUAUAGUGUUAUGUAUGAACACAAGAAAUUUGUUUCUUCAGUGUUUACACACAUUGUAUGAAGACAUGAGAAAUAUGCUUCUCCACUGUUCACACACAAUGUAUGAACACGUAAGAAAUAUGCUUCCAGUGUUCACACACAUUGUAUGAACACGUAAGAAAUAUGCUUCUCCACUGUUUACACACAAUGUAUGAACACGUAAGAAAUAUGCUUCUCCACUGUUCACACACAAUGUAUGAACACGUAAGAAAUAUGCUUCUCCAGUGUUCACACACAAUGUAUGAACACGUAAGAAAUAUGCUUCCAGUGUUUACACACAAUGUAUGAACACGUAAGAAAUAUGCUUCUCCACUGUUCACACACAUUGUAUGAACACGUAAGAAAUAUGCUUCUCCACUGUUUACACACAAUGUAUGAACACGUAAGAAAUAUGCUUCUCCAGUGUUCACACACAAUGUAUGAACACGUAAGAAAUAUGAUUCGGUGUUCACAAGGUUGUACAGUGAAACCCAAUGAAAAUGUGAAUUGAGAAUGAAGUUAAGGGUCGGAAUCCCCAGUGAACAGGUGUUGGAUUAGGCGGUUUUCACUGAGAUGAUAUAACCGUACGAUCGUGUGAUCUCCAUGUCUGGUGUAAUGUCAUUGUGAUAUCAAAUUCAAUGGUGUAUUUGUUGACUCUUCUGUACUGGGAGGUGAGAAGAGUAUGCUAAUGGUGCUGGUGAAGGUAUGUGUAUAUUAAAUGCUGGGACUAUAGGACUUAAUACUUGUGAUUUAUCCACAAUAUUUAUCAUACACAGUUAAUGAAGGUAUGCGUUUUUUAAUGCAGGGUCCAUAAUAUUUAUAAUCCAUUUAAUGAAUAUGAUGUGUGUGUUUUCUGAAAUGAAGGGAUCAUAAUAUCUAUAUUCCAUUUGAUGAAUAUAAUGUGUGUGUUUUGAGAUGUUUAUACUUCAUUUGAUGAAUGUGUGUGUUUUGAGAUGUGCUAUCUAUAGAUGCAGGGUUUAUGGUGUUUAGAUAGUUUAUGAUUCUGGUGAGAUCUGGGUCUAUAUAGAUCUUCCUUAAUAUGAAUGAUGCAUGCAGUGUAUAUGGGUAUAUCUAAAGAAGAGCUAAGACAGUACAGGAGUGUAUAUGGGUAUAUCUAAACAAGAGCUAAGACAGUACAGCAGUGGAUGUGAACUCGGGGACGUUUUACGCCAGCUUACUCCUAAUGCACUUCACGAGAAGUGUGCUGGCAUGAUAUCGAAGCAUCACGGUUCAUACCCUCGUGUAUUUUUAAAAAUAAGAUCUAUUUUCAUAUUAAGUUUAACUUUCGUUUCAUAUGGGAUUCCUAUAGCCAUUCAAACAGAUGCACGUACGCAUCUCAUUCACACCUGCAUCGCAUUCAGGCCACAAGGUAAAGGUCAUUAUCAAGAGACUUCAGGAUUGCAUUGUCCAUGCACAGUAACUAAAGGAUUUACUCAGGUCACAAGGUCAAGGUCAUUGUGAUAUGAUGUAGGUGAUCGGUGAAUGUGUUUCAGUGUACUGUACAAGAGAAGUUUUAACAUACAGUAUAUAUAAGAUGGUGAUAUAGAGUGAAAAACUUACAGUAUAUAUAAGAUCGUGAUUUAGAGUGAAACACAAGAUUCAAGUCACAUGUUUGACACAGGUAAGCUGACAGCUAUGUGUUUUAUCUGUGACAUACAGGUGUGACAGUCUUUGUGAUUCAAUCUAUGUAUUUAUCAUAUCAUUUUUUGAGGGGGGGGGGGGGUCAUCUGAUACAGUUUUUAUAAGAUCUCGAACCUGUUUCCGUCCAUUGAUGACUGCAUGGGGAAUGUAUGUUAAUGCCUUUUGAUCUUUGGUUUUGGUCAUGUGAUAUGAUCACAUGAUUAUCAUGUGGUGUGAUGAUUCUGUGUAAUAUGUAUCAAACAAAAUAAAAAAUGAAAGUAAUGAACUAAG